Messenger RNA from Acanthosepion pharaonis, 1359 nucleotides. Lineage: Eukaryota; Metazoa; Mollusca; Cephalopoda; Sepiida; Sepiidae. The record is from the annotation of a GenBank genome assembly.
AUGUCAAUCGAUGUCUCCAGAUGUCUUGAUCUAUUGCCUAUUCUUCUCUUCAUCCUUUAUACCUAUCUAUCUAUCUAUCUAUCUAUCUAUCUAUCUAUUAUGAAAAAUAUGUUUAAAACUCUGUUUUGGUCUAUUUCUUUCUAUCUAUCUAUCUAUCUAUCUAUCUAUCUAUCUAUCUAUCUAUCUAUCUCAGUCUGUCUGUUUAAAUCUAUCUAUCUAUCUAUCUAUCUAUCUAUGUCAGUCUGUUCAUAUCUAUCUAUCUAUCUCAUUCUAUUCAGAUCUAUCUAUCUAUCUAUCUAUCUAUCUAUCUAUCUAUUUAUCUAUCUCAGACAUCUAUCUAUCUAUCUAUCUAUCUAUCUAUCUAUCUAUCUAUCUAUCUAUCUAUCUAUCUAUCUCAGUUUGUUCAUUAUCUAUCUAUUGCAAACUAUUAAUUUCUUUUCCUUUCUUUCUUUCUUUCUUUCUUUCUUUCUCAAUAUGCUUAUAUAUUUAAAGAACUUCUUACUUGAGUUGACAAACAUUCAGCUCUCACUCGUUCUCUCUUUUCAACUCUCUCUUUUCAACUCUCUGUCUUUCCACCUCUCUCUUUCCACCUCUCUCUUUCCACCUCUGUCUUUCCACCUCUCUCUUUCCACUUCAAUGUCUUUCACCUCUCCCUUUCCACCUCUCUGUCUUUCCACAACUCUGUUUCCACCUCUCUCUUUCCACUCUCUCUUUCUUUCCACCUCUCCCUCUUUCCACCUGUCUCUAUUAUCGUUUCUUCUUCUUCUUCUUCUUUUUUCUUCUUCAUCUUUUUCUUUUUCUUCUUUUUCUUCUUCUUAUUUUCUUUUUCUUAUUACUUCUUUUUUCUUCUUCCUCUUUUUCUUUUCUUCUUUUCUUUUUUCUUCUUCUUCAUCUUUUUCAUCUUUUUUCUUCUUUUUCUUCUUCUUUUUCUUUUUCUUCUUUUUUCUUCUUUUUCUUCUUCAUCUUUUUUCUUCUUCUUCUUUUCUUCUUUUUCUUAUUUCUUCUUAUUUCUUCUUUUUCUUUUCUUUUUUCUUCUUUUUCUUCUUUUUUCUUCUUUUUUUUUCUUCUUCUUCUUCCUUUUCUUCUCCUUCUUUGUCUUCUUCUUUUCUCCUCCUUCUUUUUCUUCUUUUUUUCCUUUCUUCUUUUUUUCUUCUUCUUAAUUUUCUUCUUUUCUUCUUUUUCUUCUUAUUUCCUCUUCUUCUUCUUCUUCUUCCAUCUAAGUUUCCUAUUGCCGCUUCAUCCCUUUAUCCCUUUCCCCACUGGCCUAUGUGCAUCACACCUUUUUCCUUUCCAUCUUCUCACAUUCAUUCAUUCCAGCCCUCCUCACAUAAUUUCCUUUUGUUUCCCUCUUUACCCUAA